CAACCGACCUCUCAUGUCGUUCAGUAGCUGUGAGUCAGUCGUCUAACUCCACCUCCCGGGGGUGUUCGUAGAUCACAAAUCUAGCGCGCUCUAUAAGCGCAAAUGGAAUGGAAGGUGGAACAACAAGUAGGCGUCCUCUGUGCGACUGAGCGCCCGAUUUCCACCGUGCAAUUGCUGCCUUUUGGGAAACAAAGUAGACGAGAAGAGAGUGUUGGAGCAGAGGGCUGCAGCGGUGCUUCGCUCUGAUAGGAUUUCCUCGCAGCACAGAGGGCAGUUUCCGCCGUUUUCACAGUGUCUUUGUGGGGAACCACCACACCUGGUUUUAACUGUAUUCUGACUAAUUGACUUGCGGUCAAUUAUCGGGAGCGCAUACCUGUGGACCUCUUUAAUGUAGGACAACUUCUGAUGAAGCUGCCCUUUGUCACUUCUGGUAAACUUUGCUCUUCCUGGGAUCAAAACUGACGCUGAGCUGAUCCAAAGAGGUCAGACACUCUCUGACCCAGAUCCUCUGCAAGAGGACAUGGAGGUUCUGCGGAGGUCUUCUGUGUUUGCAGCAGAGGUCCUGGAUGUGUUUGACCGCUCACUGACUGAGAAGGACCUAGUGUCCCAGUCCAAAGCCCUUUGCAGAGACUACAUUCUGUUCAGACUCAACCAGAAUGGGCUGGGAUGGUCCAAAUCUGAGCUCAACCUCGUGCCCUCCAAUGCAGCACUCGCUGAAGUGUCUUCAGUUCUUCUGUGCCUCGGCGACGAGCUGGAGUGUUUACAGCCAUCUUUGUACAGGAACGUGGCACGGCAGCUCAGCAUCUCUGUUGCCAUGGAGAACAUGGUCUCCGAUGCGUUCAUUGGUGUGUCAACAGAAAUCUUUGCUACAGGUAUAACCUGGGGUAAAGUUGUGGCCAUGUAUGCUGUAGCUGCAGCCCUGGCCGUGGACUGUGUCAGACAAGACCGGGCGGCCAACGUCAACAUCAUAGUGCAGAGUCUGGGACAGUUUGUCCGCAAGUUCCUGGUUUCCUGGCUGAAGAGACGGGGAGGAUGGGGUGAUAUCACGAAAUGUGUGGUAAAGAAAGAUUUUCCCCCAGAACAGAACUGGUUAACCUCGGUCAUGGAGUCCCUGAAGUACUUUCUUACCACAGUGUACGUCUACAUCAUGAAAGAGCCAUGAACGACCCACGAGACACGGAUGUCAUCAUUUGGUGGCUUUGCUGAACAAUUCUAUUCAUUCAUCUGGAGACUUUAUGAUGGAGACGGAGACGGAUGGAUGUGUUACCAAAGUGCCAUUAGUAUCAUGGUCGUACACCUGGGGAUCAGAUAAGCCUGUUGUUGGUGAUUGCUCUUCAUCCAAAGAGUAGUCAUCCUGAGGUAAACAAGGUGAACAACCAUGUGUCUCACUCCAACACUUCUGCACCAGUGGCGUGAACCAGGUUUUUCUUGUCACGUGUGGAGAUGAACCAUAACAUUCAACAGACGUCACAUGUUCAUGUCAUGUUUGUGCCAGGCUAAACCCCUGAAAGAGGAGAGAGACUAUUUUUGUAAUUAUUAUUAAAUUAAUGAAUGCUCAGCUGGCUGGGUUAACGAGUCCAGUGUCCACAUCCAGGCAAUAAUCUCUGCACGUUUGCAGUGUCUCUCUUCUGCUCCGCGUAAACUUUGUGACUUUACUUAACUCUGCUGCAUUUUGAGAUUGAUCAUUUAAUGUUAGGUCACACUUUGACCAUCACUGACCAAAGAACGUAAAGACGGACAGAAUGAUACAUACUGAAAUCACACAUUUCAGUGUUUCAG
Molecule: messenger RNA, 1779 nt
Organism: Cynoglossus semilaevis (tongue sole)
Lineage: Eukaryota; Metazoa; Chordata; Actinopteri; Pleuronectiformes; Cynoglossidae
Gene: bokb
Product: BCL2 family apoptosis regulator BOK b
Exons: 5
Coding region: 521-1162 (213 amino acids)
Biological process (GO): intrinsic apoptotic signaling pathway in response to DNA damage; release of cytochrome c from mitochondria; regulation of apoptotic process
Cellular component (GO): mitochondrial outer membrane
Molecular function (GO): BH domain binding
Source: RefSeq, a predicted model, not a curated record